This is a messenger RNA of Nicotiana tabacum (common tobacco), 2005 nucleotides long. Its product is annotated as beta-amylase 1, chloroplastic. The record is from RefSeq and is a predicted model, not a curated record. NCBI's taxonomy places the organism in Eukaryota, Viridiplantae, Streptophyta, Magnoliopsida, Solanales, Solanaceae. Gene Ontology annotation, biological process: polysaccharide catabolic process. Gene Ontology annotation, molecular function: beta-amylase activity.
AAAACCCAUUUCCAAUCCCUAAAAAGCUUUCAACUUUCAACAAUGGCGAUCACUUCGCCAUCGGCUCCGACUUUCUCGGCGUCUCUCUGCUGCACUCGCACUGACUCAGCCGCUGUUCCAGCUCGUUCACUCAAAUCCUCGCCGAUCCAAACUAGGUUCCAGAAUCGCCGAUUCACGUUAUCCUGUCGGCUUGAUUCAUCUUCCUCCGUACCUUCUAAUGGCUUCGACGGCGAUCUUCAGUACGAACUUCAGCAUGGAAGCGUUUCGACUCACUAUCGCCGGCGAGGUUCACCGGUGUUCGUCACGCUUCCGGUUGAUGCCGUCAGCUUACCGGCAGGGAUUAUGAAGAGGAAGAAGGCGAUGGCGCAGUCGUUUCGUGCUUUGGCGGCGGCGGGAGUUGAAGGAGUUGUGAUGGAGGUGUGGUGGGGGCUGGUGGAGAGGGAAUUGCCCAGGGUUUAUAAUUGGCAAGGGUAUUUGGAGAUUGUGGUUUUGGCUAGACGAUGUGGUUUGAAAGUUCGAGCUGUAAUGGCUUUUCAUCAGUGCGGUACUGGGCCUGAUGAUCCCUUCUGGAUUCCCCUUCCUCUGUGGGUUUCUGAAGAAAUGGAUAAAGAUCCAGAUUUAGCAUAUUCAGACAGGUUUGGGCGACGAAAUAUGGAAUAUAUAUCCCUAGGGUGUGAUGUUCUUCCCGUUCUGCACGGACGAUCUCCAAUCCAAGCAUAUGCUGAAUUUAUGAGGAGCUUCCGUGACACCUUCAGACCAUUUCUUGGUGGUGUCAUAACUGGUAUCCAAGUUGGAAUGGGUCCUGCUGGUGAGUUAAGAUAUCCUUCAUGCCCUUUACAGAAGCUGAGCUGGACAUGGCGCUCACGCGAACUUGGCGAAUUUCAAUGCUAUGACAAGUAUAUGCUUGCAUCUUUAAAUGCUUGUGCUGGGGAGAGAGGGAUGCGUGAGUGGGCCAAUGGCGGCCCUAUUGGUGCCAGUAAUUUAAUGCAGGAUCCUGAAAGCACAGAUUUCUUCAAAAGUGACGGUUCUUGGAACACACCAUAUGGAGAGUUCUUCCUUGCAUGGUAUUCAGAGAUGUUGCUGCUUCAUGGUGAGAGGAUUUGCAGGGAAGCAGAGACCACAUUUCGUGGUCUUGAAGUUAAUUUGACAGGCAAAGUGGCUGGGAUUCACUGGCAUUAUGGUACACGGUCUCACCCGUCAGAGCUAACAGCUGGCUACUACAAUACAUCAAUUCGAGAUGGUUUCCUGCCAAUUGCUCGCAUGUUUGGUAGGUACGGUUUUACCAUGUGUUGUACAUGUUUCGAAAUGCGGGAUGCAGAAGAGCAGCAGAUGAAUCCUGUCAGUGGUCCCGAAGGUUUUGUAAAACAACUUUUGCUUGCUGCUAGGAUAUGUGACAUUCCCCUGCAAGGUGAAAACACUGCAAGUAGCUUGGAUGACGAAUCAUAUCAACAGGUGUUAAGGAUGUCUAAGUUCUAUUCGGAUGGUCCAGGAACACCUACCUUUUCAUUCAAUUUUGUCAGAAUGGACAAGAACUUGUUUGAAUAUCGGAAUUGGGUUAGCUUUACUCGUUUUGUGAGACUAAUGGCAGAUGUCAAAAUUUUUCGAGCCAAGCUAGGAUUUGGGGAAGGUGAUAUGCCGCUUUCAUCUUUAUCAGCAUCCGCCACUGCUGGAGCAGUUCUUGCAUACUAGCUAGAAACUUCAACCUAUAGGCAUUGCUUAUGCUAAUUGCGUAUUCUCACCCUCCACAAGUCAAGGGUGUGUAUAUGUCUAGCAUCUUGUGAUCUAUGAUUGUGAAUUGCGUAGCAAAAGCUUGGUCUAUUUUGCGUAAUUUUUUCUCUCCGUAUACUGUAAUGGUUCGCGAUCAAGUUGAAAAGGGGUAUUUCCUUGUAUCAUAACGGUGCCUUCCUAUUAUUUUUAGAAUGGAUGGCCUCUCUAUUUCAGCUCAAAAGGUAUAUCUGUCAGGCAAGUUCAGUUAGAACAAUUAACUCCUUUUAGUAUUCUGAUA